Mercurialis annua (annual mercury) is the source of this 1598-nucleotide messenger RNA. RefSeq names its product protein OSB1, mitochondrial-like. The coding region runs from base 169 to 1302 and encodes 377 amino acids. Gene Ontology annotation, molecular function: single-stranded DNA binding. Gene Ontology annotation, biological process: positive regulation of helicase activity; mitochondrial DNA replication. The record is from RefSeq and is a predicted model, not a curated record. The transcript is spliced from 4 exons. NCBI's taxonomy places the organism in Eukaryota, Viridiplantae, Streptophyta, Magnoliopsida, Malpighiales, Euphorbiaceae. Gene Ontology annotation, cellular component: mitochondrial nucleoid.
AAUGGGUCUCGCUGGUAUUUAUGUAUGUUUUAGGGUAGUUUGAAAAGCCCUUAUUAUUAUGCGACAGAUUUCUCUUCAGUUCCCGCCAGAAAAACCUACUCAGAAAAAUCCCCAAAAAUAACAAACCCGUGUUCUCUGAUUACUACUAGUCACACACAGUUUGAAUGCAUGAGCAAAGCAUACUUGCACCGUAUUGGAUCCCUGGUUAAAAGCAUACCCCGAUUUUCAAUUCAAAGAUUCAAUUAUUUCUCCUCACAAUUAGCUGUAAACCCUAAGUUACCUAAUUUUUUUACCGAUGAAGACGAAUCAGAAGAUGGUAAAGGCGGAAAAGGAAGCGCCGUUUACCGUCAAAUUCUGCGCCGUCAGCGUCCUACCACUAUGAGAUGUAAACCAGAGCUUUAUAAUAAUGUCAGCUUUAUUGGGCGCGUCGAUCGGCCACUAUUGAUUUACAAUACAAAAGAUGAUCGCUUUGGGGGUUUUACUUACUUCAAAGUGGAGAACCCUAGCAACCCUAAUCGCAUGAUUAGGAUGCUUAUGGAGAUGUGGGAUGAUAUGGCAAAAAUUGGGGUGCAACAUUUGAAACAAAACGAUUAUAUAUAUGUUUCAGGUCGUUUAGGGUGUUUUGAGAAGGGUAACGAGAACGGACAACUCACAUUGAUUUACAAGGUUAUUGUGGAAGAAUUCUGUUAUGUUGCAGAACUUAAACAACGCCCAAUAUUUAAAAAAGCAGAGGAAUUACCAUCAGAGGCCAGCAAAUACAUAGAUGAAUCGAAAUCUGGAGAUGAAUCAGGCAUGGAAUUGGGAAGGUACGAAAGCCACCUUCUCUUGUGGCAACUAUUCUUCUGCAAGCCAAGUGAGUGGUGGGAUAGGAGGAAAAGAAAACAAAAUUCUGACUCGCCAGAUUUUAUGCACAAGUACAAUGGUGAAAAACUAUGGUUGAGACCAGAUGAUCCGCCAUGGGUCAGAAGACAACUGCAAUCACUGGACAUAGAAAUAGCCAAACAAAGGCAAGCUAAUGGUGCAAGUGAAACUGACACAAAAUUGUACAAGAACCGCUAUCACUUAUGGCAAGUCCUUUUCAGCAACCCACAUGAAUGGUGGGAUGCUAGGAAGAAUAAGAAACACUCGCGGUUACCAGAUUUUAAACACAAAGAUACUGGAGAAGCUCUUUGGAUACAUCCGGAUGAUCCAGCAUGGGUCAAAAGACAGCUUCAAAUUCUUGAUUCUGCAAUGGCCGAACAAUACAUAGGAAAAUAUGUAGAUUCUGAGUCUCAGCUAUCCAAAUGGGUAUUUGAUGGUUAGGAACUAUUAUGGAGUUAUACAACUAUACUCGCUGCUGCGUGUUUGUUUAAUACAAUAUUCCCAUAUUUCACUUACAGUUUCCUGACUGUGAAGGGUAGACCCACAAAUAUCUGUGCAUUGAUGUACAUAGAACACCGAUAAUGAGCAAGAAUUCAAUUGGGCCAUGUAUGAUGGAAUAAGAAUACAAAGCUGUGCUUCUAUGAGGGUAAGUUGUUCCCUCCACUCGUUCUUCAUGAACCCACAUGCUUGUACAGCAAAACAUUAUAGAAAUCAAGGUCGUGUGAGAAUUCCAGAUA